Molecule: messenger RNA, 1196 nt
Organism: Nanorana parkeri
Lineage: Eukaryota; Metazoa; Chordata; Amphibia; Anura; Dicroglossidae
Product: solute carrier family 22 member 15-like
Exons: 9
Biological process (GO): transmembrane transport
Molecular function (GO): transmembrane transporter activity
Source: RefSeq, a predicted model, not a curated record
AAGAGCCGAAAGAUACAAUGUAACAGCUGGACAGGUCGGGGGGGUGAUGGAGGUGGAGGCGGCUCUGAAGUUGGUCGGUGAGAUGAGAAUCUUCCAGAUCUAUCUCUGCUUCCUCCUCAAUGUGGUGCUGCAGCUCUAUUCGGCCACCGAGGUUGUCCUGAUCACCAUCCUGGGGGCCACUCCACCAUAUCACUGGGAAAAUGACUCUGGGGCCCCAAAUUCCAGUGACCUAAAUCACUCAGCGGGGGCCGAGGUGCUGAACUCCAGCAGAUUACAUGGCGGCCACCCGCACUUCGAGGGGAACUUCACGUCCAUCAGCUCAGAGUGGUCUCUGGUGGGCGGAGCCGCGUAUGAGGUCAGCAUGGCGAGCUCUCUGUACUUCGGGGGAGUUCUGAUCGGAGUCGUCGUGUUUGGACAAUUAUCGGACCGAAUUGGCAGGAAACCCGUCUAUCUCACAGGUCUGGCUCUGGAUCUUUCCUUCUCUUUGAUGAAUGCGUUGUCACCGUCGUUCACCAUCUUCCUCAUCACCCGCUUCAUAGUCGGAGUCACCAAUGGCGGGAUGUCGCUUGUGGCCUUCGUGCUGCUGAACGAGUACAUUGGAGCCUCGUACUGGGCCCUGGCAGGGUCGGUGUCGGGAUUUGGAUUUGCGUUGGGGAUCUCGCACUUCGCUCUGAUUGGUUACUUUGUCCGGUCCUGGAGGCUGCUGGCGGUCCUGGUGAAUGUUCAUGGCCUGGCGGUCUUCAUCCUGACUCUGUGGCUCCCGGAGUCUCCCCGUUGGCUGUACUCUCAGGGGCGUCUGGAUGAAGCGAAGGAGUCCCUCCUCUUCCUGGCUCGCUGGAACUGUGUGACUCCGCCCCCUUUCACCCUCUCCCCCCGACAGAAGACCUACGUCCAGGAGUCCAAUAUCGUCACCCUAUACCGGCACGCUGUGCUGAGGAGGCGGACCUUGGUCAUGAUGUGGGUGUGGUUUGUCUGCAGUCUGGUGUAUUACGGCCUCACGCUCGGCUCCGGUGAACUGGGCGGAGAUCUCUACCUGAGCCUGGCGCUGUCCGGUCUGGCCGAGCUGCCGGCCUAUCCCAUCUGUAUGUAUCUGCUCAACCACCGGAGUGUCGGUCGGAGGAGAUCUCUGUGUCUGUUCCUCUGUAUUGGGGGCGUGGCCUGUCUCUGCAUCCUGAUCAUCCCCGAGAGGAAGACAG